Salvia miltiorrhiza (redroot sage) is the source of this 2362-nucleotide messenger RNA. RefSeq lists its product as uncharacterized. Gene Ontology annotation, molecular function: nucleotidyltransferase activity; RNA binding. The coding region runs from base 161 to 1939 and encodes 592 amino acids. The record is from RefSeq and is a predicted model, not a curated record. Gene Ontology annotation, biological process: RNA processing. The transcript is spliced from 14 exons. Lineage: Eukaryota; Viridiplantae; Streptophyta; Magnoliopsida; Lamiales; Lamiaceae.
AGUCUCCACGGUGGAUGCUAGUCUUUAUAAUCCGUUUCUUUAAAAAAAAAAAAGCAAAAAAAGAGGUCCUUUAUAAUUCCCUCCGUCGCAUAAACCGCAAAAUAUACGAAGAAGAAACCCGCCAGCGUCGUCAAAAUCAUGGCCACAUGAGCUCCUUUACAUGGCGUCGCCGUACUCUCGCGAAGCCAGGAGUUUGCUUUCCCGCUUCAAACCUUCUCUCGAGAGGUUGAAGUGCAGCUUUGUCGAAGAAAGGAGUCGCGCUCAUUUCUCUUCUCAUAUGGAUCAAGGCGAAUUUUCGAAAUGGAGGAAGUUGGACUCUAGGAAUUUUGGUUUAGAAAGGUCAAUGAUAUCUCUUGCUUCUUGGAUAGUUUUGAAGAAUUUACGAGCGAAAGGAUUUGAGGCCUACUUAGUUGGUGGAUGUGUUAGAGACUUACUUCUCAAUAAGGUGCCAAAGGACUAUGAUGUGAUCACAACAGCAGGGCUUAAACAGGUCAAGAGGACGUUUCAGCGUGCAAUGAUUGUUGGAAAACGGUUCCCUAUAUGUAUUGUCACUGUAAAAGGCUCUGUAGUGGAGGUAUCAAGUUUUGACACUAUAGCCAAAGAAUCUGGAGGAGAAAAAGUAAAAGUCCACCAAGAGCCGAGGGGUUGUAAUCCAAGAGACUUUCUUCGCUGGAAAAAUUGCUUGCACAGAGACUUCACUGUGAACAGCUUAUUUUUUGAUCCUUUUGUGAACGUGAUCUAUGACUAUACUGAUGCAAUUAUGGACUUGAAGUCUUUGAAGCUAAGAACAGUAAAACCAGCUCACUUAUCAUUCAAAGAGGAUCAAGCAAGAAUUUUGCGUGGAUUGAGACUUGCAGCUCGUCUUAACCUGUCAUUUUCAAAGGAGACAGAGGAUGCUCUAUAUAGCCUCUCUUCAUCAGUUGCUGAACUGAGCACGUCCAGGAUAUUUAUGGAGGUUAAUUAUAUGCUCUCAUAUGGAGCUGCUGCGCGUUCCCUUAUUUUGCUUAAAAGGUUUCGACUACUCGAUAUAUUGCUACCAUUUCAUGCAGCAUAUCUUUCCGAGCUGGUGCAUCGUCAACUUGGUGUACGUUCCUCAAUUUUAAUGAAAUUAUUUUCCAAUUUGGAUCAGUUGAUUACUUGUGACCGACCUUGCGCGGACAGCUUGUGGGUUGCAAUCUUGGCAUUUCACCUGGCAAUAUCUAGUAAUCCUCAACAUCCUAUCGUAGUUUUGACCUUUACUUCACUUCUGCAUCAUAGAACGAUGGAGGAAAGCAUUAAAUUUGCGAGACAAAAUGCUCUAAUUACGAGAAUUGACAUGCCUGAAAUCGUAGGUGUUGUUGACAACUUAUUAGAUGAUGAAAUAGUAGAAAGAGUGUCUCUGUUUGUUGGGCAAGUAAAACAUUCUGUACAGUCUCUGAUCAACAAAACGUGUCUCUUGGAAUCAAUGUCCAGGUUUCCCGAGUUUCCAUGUUCUGGUUUGGUUUUCAUACCUCAGAAAAUGGGGCAAAAAGUGAAGAAAUUUUUUGACAUUUUGACAAAUGGUGCCAAUUCUGUAAAGGCCAAUGAAAGAACUCAGGAGAUAUGUCACCGGUUGCUGAAACAGGGAAAUGCAAAUGAGAUCAGGUUCGUGCUUGGUAAGAUAAUAGUGACAACUCUGCUUCACAGUAAAAAGCAAGGAGCAGAUGCUGAAGGUGGAAGGGAUGAUUUACUAGUAACAGACCGACCACAGAAGUUGGGCAAUUUUGAACAGAUUCGGAAUACGCCAGAUCAUAUGAGCGAAAUUUUUGCUGUGGAUAAGAAUGAGAUGAAGAGGAGCGCAACACCAUCAAAUUACGAGGAAUUUUCUGACGUUGCUACGAAGAGGACAAGGUUAUCGGGUGGUAGUUCCACCAGUAGCCGCAGAUUUAGUGGAAGUCACAGGUCAAAUCCAGGUAAGUAGAUUCUGAAAGAUGAGCAUGUGAAAGCUGAGACGCUCCGUGACAGAUAGCUCCGUGCUUUCUGGUUGAUCAAAGUGAGCAGUGAUAGCGUGAUGCAAGAAGAUAAUCCUUGUUCUACUGAGUUUGAUUCAGUUCAAGAGUUGGAGGUAUCUGUGCUGUGCUAAACUCAAUAUUUAUUGGCUCUCGGAAUUUUUUUGAAUCAAACGCCGAAAUCUAAGGCUAUUGCGAGAACACAUCUGUUGUACAUUCGAUCACGAGGGAAACGAUGUGAAACAGAGCUUGAGCAAUGAUAACUACUCCCCAUUUUAAGAAGCAAUGCUUGUUUGGAAAAAGACAUAAAGAUGUAAUUUUGGUAGCUCUCAUAGGAUUCUGACAUAUGAAGGUGCACUAAAUUUUGGUGGCUAUUUAUAGGAUGUUUUGGUUGA